Molecule: messenger RNA, 1529 nt
Organism: Zootermopsis nevadensis
Lineage: Eukaryota; Metazoa; Arthropoda; Insecta; Blattodea; Termopsidae
Source: RefSeq, a predicted model, not a curated record
CGGCGACCCUGACAAGGCAGACCACUUCGGUAACACGGCUCUCCACUUCGCUGCGGCCCGCGGACACACCUCGUGCGUAACUUUCCUCGUCAAUUUUGGCGUCAACGUGUGGGCUCUGGACAUCGACUUCCAUACGCCAAAAGAAUUGGCUGCCAUGAACAGCAGAGACGAGAUUCUACGCUUUCUGGACGGCGUGGCGGCCAAGGAGGAGGCCUCCAACAAAAAGAAAACAAAAAUGUUGAAGGAGAAGGCACAGAAGAAUGCGGAUAAGAGAAAUAAGAACUACGAGAAGAUGAAACAGAAAGCCGAGAGAUUGGCUGAAAAAGAACAGAAUCGACUGAGGAAGGAACGUGAAAAAAUGAUGAACAGACCCGAGGACGUUACGAUCAUGCCCCACAGGCCGUCGAAUAUUUUGACAAUUCUGAAGCUGAAGGGGAAAAUGAAUUCUGGACAUUCAAAUGCGAACGUAAACCCGAGUCCUCGGUUUUCGGAGAUUGUCAGCGGGGGGGGAACUGGAACUGUGAUAAGCGGGGCGAAGAAAUUAGGGGCUACCGGUGUUCAGAAGAAAUUACAACAGAAGAUGAAUAAGAGCCAACAACCGACUACAAACAACAAACAAGGGGCAGGUGACUUCAAGAUAGGACAGGUCGAGAUGGACGGCAAACGCUCUGUACGUAGCCUGACAGGCCUUCGACGUGAUUCAGAGGUCAUGUAUGCUGGAUCAUACGAUACCCAGGCAGGAGGAAAGCAAAGAGGGAAGAUUGGGGAUGUAUUUGACACUCGAGGGGAACUGAUCCGCUCCACAUCAGAACCUGAGUUCCUACACAACCCCGACAGUGGCUUUGGGGAUGAAGUUUUGCUUCAAGAACCUGCGAGCAUAUUUGACCGCCCUGGCUUUGGAAGCGUGGCUUUCAGGAACAGUAUUAGCGCGACGUUGAGUGCUCUACCGAGAACAGAUGAUAAGGCGAGCACGAUGACGUCGAACAGCGAGAAAGGGGGCGGAGGCAGUGGGAUAGAGGAAUGUAGCAUUGGAAGUGCGGGCAGCCUCGCAAAACGCAACCAGCACAACACGGAGGCACUUCCGUGGGACGACGAGGACGUCGAGAGCGAUGACGACGACACCAGCGACAAUCCUCCGCAGUGGUCUCCGCUGCAACUCUUUCUGAUGUCCGCGGGGCUGAGCGAGUUCACCAGCUGUUUCGUCGGUGAACAGGUUGACUUGCAGGCCCUGAUGCUCCUCACGGAAGACGACUUGAAGGCGCUCGGUCUCGGCAUGGGACCGAGGAAGAAACUGCUCAAAGCUGUGGCCGACAGAAAAGCAGCUCUGGAGGACCCAGGGGAAGUGUCGGACAGCAGAUUGUAGUAGGACGUGCUCUGAAGAGAGACGGUGGCCAUUUGCUCGGUGAACAUGAAGACGAUCUGCGUUCCUGUAUCACACAAAAUAUAGACGAACUUCUUCGUCUCCUUCUCCUUCUUUUCGUUAUUCUUCUCCUUCUUCUCCUUCCUUUCUUUCCUCUCCUUCUUCUUUU